AUGACUAGAGUAACAACAAUAUAUAUUCCUUCCAAAGUUAAUUCAAUUGCAUAUGCAUUUUCUGAAGGUACGAUUCUACAAACUAUAUCUGUUUCUCCACAAAAUCAAAAUUUUCGAGUUGAGAACUCAAUAUUAAUUCAAAUAGAUCAAAACUCUGCUCAUUCAUAUCCUCAUAAAAUAGGUGGCUCUCUUAUUAUCCCAGAUAAUAUAGUGAGUGUUGCGCCAGCUGCAUUUUCAAAUUGCGAAAUUACAUCUGUAAAGUUGCCAUCAACCAUUACUUCAAUAGGAGAAUAUAGUUUCAUUAUUAAUCCACUUACUGAAAUUGAAAUCCCUGAUUCUGUGACAUAUAUUGGCAGAAAUGCGUUCACUGCAUGUAGGAGUUUGAAAAUAGUGAAACUUUCAAAUAAAAUUAAAACACUCCCAGAGAGUUGUUUCGAGGAAUGUGGAUUGACAUCAAUAACGAUUCCAGAUAGUGUUAAAGUAAUUAACGAUAAAUGUUUUGUAAAAUGUCCAAAUCUUGUUGAAGUCGUGUUGCCAGAUAAUUUAACACAACUUAAUGGUAAAGUAUUCGAUGCAACAACAAAUAUCAGAUUUUCGAACAAUUCUAAAUUCUACAUCACAUCAGACUACGUCAUCAUGGACAAAGAAAACACCACAGUUGUUCAGUACAUCGGUAGUAACUCAGACACAAACAUCAAUAUCCACUUCAAUGCUAGUGAGAUCAAGAAAUCAGCAUUUUCAGACAAAACACUCUUACGAAGCAUCACAUUCCCAGUUGAAUCUAAACUCAAGACCAUCAACGACUAUGCAUUCAGCAACUGCUACAACCUCGAAUUCAUCGGUCUUCCAUCUAACAUCGUCUCCAUUGGAAGCAACUCAUUCAGCAACUGCUACAAACUGCAAACCAUUUCUCUUAAUUUUUGCAAUCGAAUUGGUACUAGCUCAUUCAUUAACUGCAUCAAACUUGGUGAAAUUAUUUUCGAAGAGAGUUCUAUCACUAACAUCCCAGACAGCUGUUUCUACAACUGCACAUCAAUCACAACACUUAAGUUACCAAUUAAUCUUGAAACAAUUGGUGAUAAAUCAUUUAUGCUUUGCACAUCAUUGACUAGUGUUACAUUCCAUGUUAAUGUUAGUUCAUUUGGUGACAGCUGUUUUCGUCAAUGCAACAUCAAACAAGUUCAUAUGGGUAUUUGCAAAACAUUUCAAACACUUAGUGACAACUGUUUCCGAGACAACAGUCUCUUAGAAACUAUUGAAUAUCCACGAGACUUGCAUACACUUGGUGCAUUCAGUCUUAGCAACACAUCUAUCACAUCAUUUGACAUCCCUCCAUCUCUUGAGACUAUCAGCUCAGACACAUUCACAAACUGCUUCUCACUCAAGUCUAUCAACAUUCCAUCAGACUCACGACUUAGUCUUAUCUCAGUUGGUUCAUUCCGUAACUGCAUCAAUAUCGAGAACAUCGUCUGCGAAAGCGAUUCAUACCGUGUUGUCACAGGUGCACUCUUCAACAGCGAGAUGACAUCUCUCAUCUUGUUCCCACCUGCAUCUAAAGUGAAAUUCUUCUCACUUCCAGGCAGCACUAAGACUAUUGGUGAAGGUGCUUUCAUGAGCUGUGUUAAUCUUCUUAUUGUCAUGAUCCCCAGUGGUAGUGUUUCAACCAUCUUACAAAGUGCAUUCGAAGGUUGCAGUAAUCUUAAGAUGAUCAACAUUCCAUCUAGUGUUAUCGAAGUUGGUGACGAUGCAUUCAAAUCGUGUGAUCAUCUUUCAUGCGAAUGCGAGAUUGAGAAUCGAAGCAAAAUCUUCUUGAACCAACUCAUCAACCAUUGUAAACUUCCUAAACGCUGCAUCUAUGACUGUGAAUCUCUCUAUUCAUGUCGUAUCGAAUUCAGCAUUCAUACAAAUCUUCUCAUUCAUCCAUUCAUUGUUAUGUUAUUGUAA
This is a messenger RNA of Trichomonas vaginalis G3, 1944 nucleotides long. RefSeq names its product antigen BSP-related family. Bases 1 to 1944 code for a protein of 647 amino acids. Lineage: Eukaryota; Parabasalia; Trichomonadida; Trichomonadidae. The transcript has a single exon. The record is from RefSeq and is a predicted model, not a curated record.